CGACGAGGUAGAAGGCCCAGCAGUCAGGCGAAUCAGCGAAUCCAAAGGAGAGAAAGCACCCACGACUGGGACCGGGCAGUCAGCGAGACGUGAGUGAAGGCCUGAGAGCCGUCGUGUGAGGAUAAGUAUGGGCUGAGGCUUCUGUAUCAAGGGAUCGAGAAUUAUUGUAAUCUGAAUCGAUAAGUGAGAAGAUGUCCUUCUCCUUCCUGGCCUCCUUCCUCUCCAAGUUUCCCCUCUCCUACUCCUUCCCUCCUUUCUCGAUCUAGAUCGGACCCCUUACAAUUGGUAUCAGAGGUCAGCAGUAGACCUGGAGACGGCAUACCCGCGCCCGCGCUACACCACCAAGCAGGCGCUCAAGACGGCGGCGAUGGAGGAGCAGCUAGCGGCGUUGCUCCAGUCGGUCCAAGAGGGGCGCGCCGCCAACGACGCUAAGUUGGAGGCGAUCCAGCAGUCCCUGGAGCUUUGGCGCCCGGUGGUUCUAAAUCUUCAAGGCCAACUCGACGAACUCCGCACACAAGUGGGCAGGAUCGCGAUCCACCCCGCGCUCGCGGAUCCAGCACCGCCCACGGUGGUGCAGCAAGUGCCGCCACCGCCGUCGGCCGUUGAAUCGGGGCACCACGGGCCAAGUGGCCACGGCGGGAUCGACAACUCCGGGGGUUUGGUACACGGGGUGGUCACCACCCUGGCACCGCCUCCGGUCAAGGGUAAUAGAUUGUUACUGUUACUGUUAAAGACGUGGCUCUCUCGGUGCUGCAGCUUCUUCCUCGCCGUGCAGGGAGGCGGCGACGAGCUUCUACCUCGGCAACAACCACCUAGGUUCUGCCGUACAAGGAGCUCGGAUAGGCGCUGGAGGAGGUAGAGAAUUUGAUAAAAAAACAGGGCAGCAACAACAUUUCAGUUUGGGAAGGUUAGACUGCUGGAGUUGAAGCAGUUGUGGAUUUCUUCAAGGCAAAAAUAGAGCAUUUCCACUUAGUGAGAUGAAAAGGGUUAGCUUUCAGAUUUUGUUUCAGCAUGCUUUUGAUUGGUCACUCCUGAGCACUGAUUAUCACCUGCCUCCACUACUCCCACUCCGUAUGUAUUAGAAAUUCUAAAAAGACUUCAUGUGUGUGGGACAAAUGUGUGCUCGGUGCGUUAGGUCCUGCUUGUUUUAAUUUGAACAAGCUUUCCCUCCUUUAAUCCUUCCUUCCUGUGAUUCCUUUAA
This is a messenger RNA of Triticum aestivum (bread wheat), 1201 nucleotides long. RefSeq lists its product as uncharacterized. The transcript has 3 exons. Lineage: Eukaryota; Viridiplantae; Streptophyta; Magnoliopsida; Poales; Poaceae. The coding region runs from base 368 to 859 and encodes 163 amino acids. The record is from RefSeq and is a predicted model, not a curated record.